AGGAAAAGAGCUGUAGAAGUUUGGGGAUUGCGGAGUUAUGGUGCAGGGCAGGGCACGGAGGAAAACGGGCAACUCAUAACGUUCAAUAAAUAUAUAAUAGUCUUUAGGUAUACCGAGUAAUAUUAUUCCGUGGACCGCCUGUCACGAACUGUAUUCCAAAGGGCUCUCCACAAUAAUUUAUUUCCAUUUUAAGAAGAGAGAGACAGAGACGGAAAGCAUUCGCUGUUACUCCUAAAAAAAAAGUUGCAGUGAGGUCAGUGAAGAAGACAUGGUGGAUUAUUAUGAUGUUCUGGGAGUGUCAAGAAGCGCCUCUCCGGAGGACAUCAAGAAGGCGUACAGGAAGCAGGCUCUGCGAUGGCACCCGGACAAGAACCCAGACAACAAGGAGGAGGCGGAGAGGAAGUUUAAGGAGCUGGCUGAGGCCUAUGAAGUUCUGUCAGACCGAAGCAAGCCAAAGGCAUAUGAUACCUAUGGCAAAGACAGAAUGCCCAACAACACAGGCUCCAGUAGUCACCCUGCUCCGGAAGAUUUCCCAGGGUUCACCUUCACAUUCCGCAGUCCAGAGGAAGUGUUUCGGGAAUUCUUCGGUGGCCAGGAUCCUUUCGCCAAUUUCUUCGAUGACUUUGCCUUUGGAAGAGGGAUGCACAGUGGCGUCCAUGGACAUCCUGGCACUUCGAGGCUCGGCCCCAGUCGGUUCUCCUCCUUCCCCUCCGCCGGAGUGCAUGACUUCACCUCUUUCUCCUCCUCCAUGGGUGGAAUGGAUGGGAUGGACCGCAUUGGAGGAAGGAUGGGGAAUUUCAAGUCUGUCUCCACCUCUACGCGCGUCAUCAACGGCAAACGCACCACCACCAAGAAGAUCAAAGAAAACGGUCAGGAGAGAACAGAGAUCGAGGAAGACGGGGUCUUGAAGACGGUGCUCAUCAAUGGUGUGGAGGAUGAGUUGUCUUUGUCUCCAGAGCUCAGCAAGAGAGACCAACCGCCCCCCAGUCAACCCUCACACACAGCCAGGCAACACCUCCAGCAGCAGGCAGAGAGGAUGGUACCAGUGGAGCUCCAGACCCAGACCCAUCCACACCGACCAAGCCCCAUCUCUGACCCCCGGUCUAUGGCCCAGAGCUCCUUCAGCUCAUCCUCCUACUUCCACUGCCCUGACGUCCCCAGUGAGGAGAAGGAAGAUCUCCAGAUGGCCUAUAGACUGUCUGAGAUGGAGGCCCGGCAGAGAGCGUCCGUCGCGACUUCGGCAGCAGACGUCCUCUCAGGUGCUGGGGGUGUGGUGGUGGUGGGGAGGGUGGUCCCGGUGGGGAGGGUGGUCCCAGGCCCAGGCCAGCUUAGAACACCAGAGGAGACGUCAGGGGACAUGUCGCCACACAGCAGCCCAUCUCCGCUGAACCACAGGGAGCUACCAGAGGGGGUCCCAGAGCCUCCUACACACCCCCAGGAGCAGAGAGGCACUGGGGAUCCUGCUGCUAAAACCACCAGCAGCAGCACUGGAAAAAUGAAAAAUAAGUGUUGCUGUGUGAUGUGUUGAGUUUAUGGUGUGUGUGUGUGUGUGUGUGUGUGUGUGUUGAUUGUAUGGUUUGUGUGUUUGUGUGUGUAUGUGUGAGUGAGUGUGAUGCUCAGGGCAGAGGACAGACAGGAGACCACUGGUCUCAGUUCUACUCUGGUGUUAUGCUGACAAUGACCAUCAUAAAGUAUACUGUAUAUUAUAAACUGGUUCGUUUGACCCCUGAAUGCUGAUUGGCUGACAGCCGUGGUAUAUCAGACCGUAUACCACAGGUAUGAAAAAA
Messenger RNA from Salvelinus namaycush (lake trout), 1787 nucleotides. RefSeq names its product DnaJ heat shock protein family (Hsp40) member B2 (gene dnajb2). The record is from RefSeq and is a predicted model, not a curated record. Gene Ontology annotation, molecular function: Hsp70 protein binding. Lineage: Eukaryota; Metazoa; Chordata; Actinopteri; Salmoniformes; Salmonidae. The transcript is spliced from 9 exons. Bases 269 to 1528 code for a protein of 419 amino acids.